Lachancea fermentati is the source of this 2790-nucleotide messenger RNA. The record is from the annotation of a GenBank genome assembly. Lineage: Eukaryota; Fungi; Ascomycota; Saccharomycetes; Saccharomycetales; Saccharomycetaceae.
AUGUCGACUCAUACCUACAAGAAGUUUGAGGAGACAGAAUCGGGCGUCUUGCCCGAUAAGAUGACGGUGUACCAGGACUGUCUGAACGAAUUCAAUGAAUCCCCGGUCAACCCUAGGCGUUGUCGUACAUUGAUUUCGCGCCUAUUGCAAUUGCUUGCCCAGGGCGAGACUUUCCCCAAGAGCGAGGCUACCACCCUGUUCUUCUCCGUUUCUAAACUGUUUCAACAACCAAACGAUUCCUUGAGACAAAUGGUAUACUUGGCGAUCAAAGAGCUAAGUUCAAUCUCCGACGAUGUGUUGAUGGCUACGUCCUCCAUCAUGAAAGACAUUCAAAACGGUUCUGAUGUCAUCAAACCAAAUGCUAUCAGAUCAUUGACACGUGUGCUCGACGAAUCCACUGCUUUUUCCGCCGAGCGUUUGCUCAAGUCUGCUGUCGUCAGCAAGCAUCCUUCCAUUUCAUCGGCUGCCCUUGUGAGCUCUUAUCACCUACUACCCGUCGCUGAAAGCACUGUGAAAAGAUACAUGAACGAAACACAAGAAGUUGUCUCGGAUUUGAAGACCUAUCCCUACACUAACGGUUCCUCCGAGUUUUACCCAAACUCCACCUACAUCGCCCAGUAUCACGCAAUUGGCCUUCUCUGCAUGUUGAAAAAUCACGAUAAAGUGGCUUUGAUGAAGCUAGUUCAGCAGUUUUCCACUGGGAACCUUUUAAAGAAUCAACUGGCCCAAGUCGAACUCGUGAAGCUAGUUGGGGAAUUACUUCACAAGGACCCCCAAAUGGUGACACAGUUUGCUGCUCUUUUGUCGAAUUGGCUCUCCAGUAAAUUCGAGUCCGUUCAAUUGCAAGCUGCCAAACUAAUCACCUCCCUGCCAGAUCGUUACGUGUCUCCAGAACUUUUCGCUGCCGCAGUACAAACUUUACAAGCGUUACUUUCAGUCCCACGUGUCACGACUAGAUUUGCGGCUGUGAGAGUUUUAAACAGGAUCUCCAUGACAGCUCCUGAGAAGAUUGUUGUUUGUAAUCCUGAGUUGGAAUCCUUGAUCAACGAUAGCAACAGAAAUAUUUCAACCUAUGCAAUCACAACACUGUUGAAGACAGGUACUUCCAACAACAUCGCAUCGUUGAUCAAAACUAUCACUAAGUUCAUUCACGAGAUUUCAGAUGAUUUCAAGAUUAUCAUCAUUGAUGCUGUUCGGACAAUGUGCCUAAAAUUCCCUGAAGAAUGGAAGUCUUUGCUAGACUUCUUGAUAAACGUCUUGAAGCAAGGUGAGGGUGGUUUUCAAUUCAAAAACAGCAUCGUGGAAGCUCUUUUUGAUCUGGUCCAGUUUGUGCCGCAAUCUAAAGAAGUAGCUUUGGAGAAUUUAUGUGAUUUCAUCGAGGAUUGUGAGUUUAACGAGAUUUUGGUUAGAAUUCUACAUCUUUUGGGUAAAGAGGGCCCAACGACUAAGAAUCCUUCUCUAUACGUGAGACACAUUUACAACAGAGUUGUGUUGGAGAACUCUAUAAUUAGAUCGGCCGCUGUGGUUGCACUUUCGAAAUUUGCGCUGGUCAAGAAUGACCCCACUUUAGUGGAAUCAAUUGAAAUCCUGUUGAGAAGAAUUUCAAAUGAUGUCGAUGAUGAGGUUAGAGACAGAGCUACGAUUGCACUUCAAUUAAUUGAAUCAAUAAAAUCCGAACCUCAAUUAUACGUGGCUCAAGAUAUACUCCAAUGCAAGUAUUCAUAUGAUUUGGGUGCUCUGGAGUCAAAAUUGAACCAAUACAUGUCCGCUAAUGAAGAUACCUACAAGACGCCAUUCGAUGUCGCUUCAGUUCCAAAAUACACCGAAGACGAGAGAAAGGCCAUUGAAUUGAAGAAGAGACAAGAACAAUUAUUCGCAGCCCCCACAUCCAAAAGAUCAGGUGCUGCCUCACAAUCUGUUGACGCUGAGAAAAAUAAUAGUUCUUACGUAGGUCCAACAUUACAAGAACAAGGUGAGGACCUCAUGAUCACCAAGUAUGCUGACGAAAUUGCCUCUAUCGAAGAGUUCAAGGGUUUUGGUCCUAUUAUCAAUACAUCCAAGGAUAUUCCUUUGACAGAAACAGAAGCGGAAUUUGUGGUUACUGGUGUAAAACAUUUGUUCAAAAAUCACGUUGUUUUGCAGUUCAAUAUCACUGAUACACUAACAGAUGUUGCCCUUGAUAAUGUUUCCGUGGUAUGUACUCCUGAAAUCGAGAAUAGCACUGAACUUGAGGAAGUUGUUACUAUCCCAAUUGAGAGACUCAUGCCAUCUGAGACAUCUGUAUGUUACGUUGCAUUCAAGAAGUCAGAGGGCAACAUUAUGGAAGGGUUCCUAAACACUUUGUACUUUACCACAAGAGAAUUGGAUCCUAAUACUCACGAGGCUUUCGAAGGUGAUGAGGGAUUCCAAGAUGAGUAUGAAAUCGAUUCUAUAUUUUUAACGGCUGGUGACUACAUUAAGGGUGCAUUUGUAGGUAACUUUUCCGCAUGUUUCGACGAAUUACCACAUUCCGAAGUUGCUGUUUACAACAUAAAGGAGAAUAUAUCUUUGCAAGAUAUAGUCGAUAGACUAGUCGUCAACACAAGUUGCUUGCCUUUGGAAAAUACUCAAUUCGCUCCUUCAGACUCUAACACUCACACCCUCAAGUUGUUUGGUAAAAGUGUUAUGAGUGGAGCAAGAAUUGCGCUCGUGGUACGGAUGAUCAAGAGCUCUAAAGGUAUUGCCUUGAAAGCUGAAGGUAGAUCCGAUGAUGCACAACUUUGUGGUGAUAUUGUUAACGAGUUGAUGUAA